Molecule: messenger RNA, 210 nt
Organism: Penicillium roqueforti
Lineage: Eukaryota; Fungi; Ascomycota; Eurotiomycetes; Eurotiales; Aspergillaceae
Exons: 3
Coding region: 1-210 (69 amino acids)
Source: RefSeq, a predicted model, not a curated record
AUGGCCCUCUCGCACAUUGGGAGGUUGGAUGGGUAUCAAUACGCCAAGGGUCGGUCCGCUGUUGUGCUCAGACAACGUUGGGAUGCAAAUUUCGAGAGAUUUUUGCAAAAUUCGAUCGGGUAUCCCAAAGUUCUAAUACCUCUUAACUAUAGUCGAUUUUUGGGCUAUAUCUUGAGCUAUCGCCACAGGGCUUGUUGCAAAUCACAUUGA